AGGAGCAAAACCCGGAGGCCUCGGGCACCGCGGGCAGUGCCAGAGCCGCUGGAAUACAAACCCCGGCACCCUGCCUCGAGAGAGCCCGCGGUCCAAGCCAGCCCAAAGCAGCCGCUGCUGCCGGAGCCGCCGCCUGAGUUCAGUACACAGUCGGGGAGAAAGGCUAGUGAGGCCGGAGAACGGUUCGCGGAUUCUUCUGUUCGGGAGCUGCCAGGUUGCCCGCGCUGGCCCUGCCGCCCCAGUAGCACACAGCCGGACCUGUCCCUCGCCUCCCAGUUGCGCCAUGGAUCUUUCCGAGAAGAAGAUAUCGGUGUGGAUCUGCCAGGAGGAGAAGCUGGUGUCCGGCCUCUCCCGCCGCACCACCUGCUCGGACGUGGUGCGAGUGCUUUUGGAGGACGGCUGCAGGCGGCGCCGCAGGCAGCGGCGUAGCCAGCGACGGGGGAUCGCGGAGGACCCCUCCGGUCAGUUGGAGUUGCCAGAGCCCCCGGAUGAAAACGACGAGGACGACGACGACACGAUGCCCCAGGGCAUGCUAUGUGGACCCCCGCACUGCUAUUGCAUCGUGGAGAAGUGGCGCGGCUUUGAGCGCAUCCUGCCCAACAAGACACGAAUCUUGCGCCUCUGGACUGCCUGGGGCGACGAGCAGGAGAAUGUGCGCUUCGUGCUAGUACGCAGCGAGGCGUCGCUGCCCAACGCCGGGCCGCGCAGCGCGGAGGCGCGGGUAGUGCUCAGCCGUGAGCGCCCCUGCCCGGCCCGGGGAGCCCCGGCGCGGCCCAGCCUGGCCUUGACCCAGGAGAAGCAGCGGCGGGUGGUACGCAAGGCCUUCCGCAAGCUGGCCAAGCUCAACCGGAGGCGCCAGCAGCAGCCACCGUCGCCUUGUUCGUCCACGUCGUCGUCCACCGCCUCCUCCUGCUCGUCGCCUCCUCGGGCCCACGAGAGCGCGUCGGUGGAGCGCAUGGAGACGCUGGUGCAUCUGGUGCUGUCUCAGGACCACACUAUCCGCCAACAGGUGCAGCGGCUCCGGGAGCUGGACUGCGAGAUAGAUCGCUAUGAGGCCAAGGUGCACCUAGACCGCAUGCGGAGACACGGAGUCAACUACGUGCAGGAUACGUACCUGGUGGGGGCCGGCAUCGACUUCGACGGGCCAGCUCCUGAAGAGGAGCCCGAGGAUGCGACGCUGGCGGAGAAGGGGACGGAGGCGACGACACCCUUGGAUAGCGAGGUGCAGGCAGCCGCGCUGGAGGAGCUGUCCCGGCGCUGCGACGACUUGGUGAAGCUGCAGGAGGAGCGCUCCCAGCAGGAGGAGUUGCUGGAGCGCCUGUCCGCCGAGAUCCAGGAGGAACUGAACCAGCGGUGGAUGCAGCGGCGCAAUGAAGAACUGGCGGCAAGAGAGGAGCCUCCGGAGCCCGACGGCGGUCCAGAUGGCGAGCUGCUGUUGGAGCAGGAGCGGGUCAGGACGCAGCUCAGCACCAGCCUUUACAUCGGGCUGAGGCUCAGCACAGACCUGGAGGCCGUCAAGGCGGACUUGGAUUACAGCCAGCAGCAGAGGGACAUUAAGGAGCGCGAGCUGCAGGGCCUUCUGCAGACUUUGCGCACGUUUGAGCAGACAGUGGUGCAUGAUGGGGCUCUGAGUUCCGGUGGGCCCCCUCGGGAACCUCAGCCCCAGACCUGUGCAGAAAUGUGGGUAGACCAGGCCCGGGGACUAGCUAAGAGCUGUUCCGGCAACGACGAGGACUCAGAUACGGGGCUGAGCUCCAUGCAUAGCCAAGACUCCGACUCGGUACCUCCCGUGGGCGAAUCCCUCGUGUAGAAAAGUAGUAGGGAGUGAGCCUAGACACUUACAGCAUGCACUGGCCCAGCCUGCUCAGGGACACGAAUUGAGGCCGUGGGGGUGAGCUGUGAGCUCAGAGUUCCCACGGACGGGUCUGGAGAAUGGAGAGGACGCCUGCCAGGCAGUGUGCUCCUCUGAUUCAGGGUGAGUGUGGGGGAGGGUCGUGGACAAGGAAGCUCUAAACUUCCUAUGCUUUAGAGGGAAAAGGAGUCAGGAGGUGAGAAC
This is a messenger RNA of Acomys russatus (golden spiny mouse), 2056 nucleotides long. RefSeq names its product Ras association domain family member 10 (gene Rassf10). Lineage: Eukaryota; Metazoa; Chordata; Mammalia; Rodentia; Muridae. The transcript has a single exon. Gene Ontology annotation, biological process: signal transduction. The coding region runs from base 284 to 1810 and encodes 508 amino acids. The record is from RefSeq and is a predicted model, not a curated record.